AAAUUAUUUUUUGAGUAGUAUAUGUAUAAUGAUUAAAAAUAUUAGUCUUGCAAACAUUUUUAAAUUUGCAGGAGGUUUAAAACGCCCAUUGAAAGAAGGAGAACAAAUAUUAAUAAACAAACGUAUUAUUCAAUGUGGCUUUGAAAGUCGUGUAAGUGACAAAAUGAAAAUUGUUUCUCUUUGUAUGUCUUCUUGUCGAGAUAAAACAACUUGUUACAAAGUGGUAAUCACAAUUAAAAAAAAAAGUAUGAUACCUUAUUGCUCUUGUAUAGCUGGAGCAAAUGGUAAAUGCAAGCACGUAUUUGGAACUUUGAUGUAUAUAAAUCGUAUAGGGCUAGAGAACUUGCCGAAUUUAAGUUGUACCGAUUUACAACAAAAUUGGGGUAAAUGGAAAAAGAAGGCAAAUUUUGUUACGGGUGUAUCCAUAAAUAAUUUAUGUCACUAUCAAAAAAAGCAGACAAUCGUAAAAAUGACACAAGAUCUGGAAGACGAUAUUCUACAAUCGCUACUUUCGGGUAUAAAAUUAAUAAAUUAGACUUUGCAUAAGAAAAGGUGAAGUUUAAUAAUACUCGAA
Messenger RNA from Leptopilina boulardi, 574 nucleotides. RefSeq lists its product as uncharacterized. The transcript is spliced from 2 exons. Gene Ontology annotation, molecular function: zinc ion binding. Bases 29 to 535 code for a protein of 168 amino acids. The record is from RefSeq and is a predicted model, not a curated record. NCBI's taxonomy places the organism in Eukaryota, Metazoa, Arthropoda, Insecta, Hymenoptera, Figitidae.